AUAUCAUACUAUUGUUAUGAUUCAGACGAUAACGUCACGAUGGUACCUUGACUAGACACAAUCCUUCAGUCCAGUCUUCAGUCGGAGCUCAAACGCGCAUCGAACACUUGCGGUUUACAUACGUAUAUAUUUGCGUGGAGUCUUUUUUUUUUUAAGAGCGCGUGCACGUAUACGUAGAAAACGCACGUUUUAUCAUAUGCCGCGUUUGCCGACACUUAUUUAAGCACCGUUCCGAGGAAAAAUAAUGCACUGCGUUGUGUGCAUCUUAUUGUGCCACGUCGUCUGUCUUAUAACAUUCUCAGUUAUAUGACACACACAUACGCACAUAUAAUUCCGAGCAGAACGAGUUAAUUGUAUACAUGAUGUAAUGCACCUUGACAUACCUGCACAUUUUGAAUAUUUUUUGAUGAAUUAAACUACGCUUGUGAUGAACACUCUCUCUCGUGAUGAGAUUCACGACAUGUCUAACGAUGAAUGAGAUGCACGAAUUUUUGUGCGAAUAAACGUGAAAUCUUCUGCGCAAACAGUAUAGUCGCACACCGACCGAACUUGGUUCAAGAUGAGCGCUCUCGUUGAUGACCUGCAACAUGAAAAUAAUCAAGCUGCCGUAGCGCAAGGAAAAUUGAACGCCAACACCAUGCUCAGCGACAUGAGAGACGAUUCAAAAGGAUGCGUCAAAUUCAACAAAUCAACGCAAAGCGACUUCUCGCAAUUGUCGUGGAAGUUCUCUCACGGUACGCAAAGGCCCAGACCGAUGUCCCUCGCGUAUUCGCCAACGAAACCGUUUUAUCAAAUGAGCGAGUCAAGUCUGUCCACGCACAGUUCCAGAAACACGUUGUAUCCGAUUCAGAGCGAAUUGAUCCUGUCGCCGAGAAAUAGAUACAACAAUAACCGAUACAUGUCUCUGGACAUGAGACCGCCAAAUAUACUCCCGUAUUCCAAUUCGAACAGCCACAUCCUAGGCAAUGGGAUGUCGUACACGUGUUGCUGCACAUGUCCGAGUUCACAAAAUCCGCCACCGACGCCGUCCUCACACGUUGACCGACAAGACGGACCGGAAAGUCUCUCGUGGAGAAGACUUCACAUGAGCAGGGCCAAGUUGAAAGCAACCGCGACCACAUCCGAGCUUCUUAGUGGAUUUGCAAUGGUAGCAAUGGUGGAAUUGCAAAUCAAUGAACCGACAGCGGUACCGGAGUGGCUCUUCGUAAUGUUCGCAGUCUGCACUACUUUCUUGGUAUCAGUGCAUAUCUUCGCGCUUAUGAUAAGCACGUAUCUCUUACCCAAUAUCGAAGCCAUAAGUAAGCUUCAGGUCUCGCGACUUAUAACGGAAUCGCCGCACGAGAGAAUGCGCGGUUUUAUCGAGCUGGCUUGGGCGUUUUCCACAAUAUUAGGACUGUUUCUUUUUCUGGUAGAAGUGGCCAUUCUUUGCUGGGUAAAAUUCUGGGAUUACUCCUUUACUGCCGCCACUGCCAGCACUGUGAUAGUCAUUCCCGUGCUCAUAGUAUUUGUCGCUUUUGCCGUUCACUUUUAUCACUCUUUGGUAGUUUACAAAUGUGAGAGUGCGGUUUCAGAUAUGAAGGAUUUGGAGAGUAUAAAGAGGAACUUGGAUAAUGUGACGAUAGGACAAACCAGCGUUUAAAUUUGUCUUACAACUUUUGUGUAACAAUAAAUAAUUAAUCUAAUUAAUCUAAAUAAAAGAAUACAUAUAUAUAUAUAUAUAUAUACACACACAUACAAGUGUAUAAGUGUGUUUAAACUCUUAGAAUAUAUAAACACAUAAGAAACUAUAAUACCUAUGUAUUUUCUAUCAAAAGCGAAUGUAAAAAGUACAAGUUAAUACUCAGGUUUAAAGAGCUUUAGUAGUAAUGUUGAAAUAUUUCGCAAGCAACAGUAUAUUGUUGAUAAAAAUGGUUUAAAAAAAGAACGCAUAAAUUUGUUAUCAAUAAUUUUACUAUUCCAACCAAACCAAAUCGAAAUGAUUGGGUUUUUAUUAUAUAUAUAAAAAUGUACAUAACUGUGUGUGUACACAUGCAAGUCAAGAAUUGCAACAGUAUAAGCAAGUGCUCUUAAUGUAUUAUCUAUGUAAUAUAUUCAGUGUUUUUAUUUAUACCUGUUCCUUGAUCAUUUUAUCAUACAUAUACGUCAUAUCACUAAUAUAUAUAUAUAUAUAUGUAUAUAUAUAUAUAUAUAGUACUAGUUUUCUUUUGUCACUUAGUUUGUGGAAAAACCAAAGGGAGCACCCAUUUUAUAUACAUUUCUUGAAAUUUAUAUACGGAGCAUAUUCAGUGCUUUUGUAAUAUUCUACUGUAAUAAAUAAUAAUUCAUAAAAAACAAUUCAUUUUUCAGACUUCAAGAUGUGAUCAAUAAAUCAUUUCGUUACUUAUAUGAUAAAAAAAAAAAAAAUAAAAUAAAAUGAAACCAUACUAAUAAAUGUAUCUCCCAUUUUUACCAUAAACUAAGUUAUUUUAUAAUACAUAAUUAUUUCAAUAUAAAUGUUUCUUAACUCUUUUUUUUUGUCGUACGAAAACAUCAAUUAAAGCGUAAAGAAAAGUAAAAAAUGUAAACUACUUUUUAAUAACAAGUACGUCUUAUAAAGUAUGUAGUGCGCACACACACUCCACGAGCGUGCACGCACGCGCACGCACACACCUAUUAUAAAAAUCAUAAACAAUAUUCUUUGAGAUACGUUCUACAUAUCAUAUUCUAAAUACAUAGGUACAUUUCAUUCGGUUAUUCACUCGAUAAUCAGAAUCUCUUUAUAGAGAGAUAUAUAACGAAAAUUCCAUAAUAAAUUUUCUCCCUCUCUUAUUUCAAGUAUUCAUAUAUGUACACGUACAUAGUGCAUUGGAAACAUCUUCAAACUAUGUAUAACAGAAGUAUAAAAACGUUUAUAUAAUAUUAAAAAGUCAUUUAAAUUGUUAAAAAAAUCACAAAGUGCAAACUCGCUAAUCCGAACUACUAUAAACAUUUUCUAACAAUAUAUAAAUUAUAGAUAAAUAUGUAUUUAAAAUAAAUAAAAAUUUCACAAACACAUCUCUCCGAAAUUUUUUUGUGACUGAAUAAUGGAAGUAAUCGAGAUGUAUUUUCUAAUUCUCCUUUUUUCUCUUUGUUUUAUUACAUAAAAAUAUUAUCUAUAUAAAAUAUGUAAAAAAACUGAUUUUUUCAAAUACAUAAUGAUAAUGACGAAGAACAGAUUGCUGACGCUAUGGACAGGUAGAUAAAUGAAAAAAAAAAAAAAGUUAAAGCAUUAAAGAUGACGGUAUAUAUGUUAGUUAAUAACGCUUUUUCUUCGUAGAGAAUCUCUUUUUGUGAUGGAAUUAAAAUUGUUUAAAGAGUAAGAA
Messenger RNA from Pseudomyrmex gracilis, 3341 nucleotides. RefSeq names its product calcium release-activated calcium channel protein 1-like. Bases 560 to 1639 code for a protein of 359 amino acids. Gene Ontology annotation, molecular function: store-operated calcium channel activity. NCBI's taxonomy places the organism in Eukaryota, Metazoa, Arthropoda, Insecta, Hymenoptera, Formicidae. Gene Ontology annotation, cellular component: membrane. Gene Ontology annotation, biological process: store-operated calcium entry. The transcript has 3 exons. The record is from RefSeq and is a predicted model, not a curated record.